AUAUUCUCGCACGCACGCCGGAGACGUGAUAUUUUUCCCAAUCAAAAGGAGGCGAUUUUCCGUCGCAACAUGAUUGCUAUAAUUGCAGGAUUAUAAUAAAGCCCAUCUGGAAUUCCUAUGCUGAAUCUGCUGCUUAUAAAAUGCGAUAACCGGCUACAAGAAGGCGCGCGCGUGAUUGAUGUGGUGGCCGCUGCUGUUUGAUGGUUUGCAGACGCAUCGCCUUUUAAAGUUUCAAUGCUGCCGCGUCGGCUGACCUAGAGAAAAACAUUGGAGAGAAGACCUCAGUCUAAGGAACUGGAAAGGAUAGAUCAAAUGUCUUUUUCGGGACCUUUCGGCCUAUUGCUGAAUUUAUAUCUAGUCAGAUGGCCCCAAGAAAUGCGCGUAACGAUUUCUACAUUUUGGGCUCCAACAACGGGAAUGGCAAAGCUGGAACCAAAGCCAUGUCGGGAUGGAUAGGCUUAUCGUGGUCUCAUAACACUGGCCGAAAAUGUAUUGACCUGGACGGAAUCGGAGUGUGGACCAAGUGUCUGGUGUCUGUUGGAAUUACGUUGCUCCUGGUGCCGUCCAUAUUUGCCAUAGACGAUGAAGGAAGGCUUGAAGCAUCAGGACAAACCCCCAGUCCUUCCAAGGAUCCAACUGGAGCCCCAAACACCACAGUCUUUUCAUUACGGAUGGAAGAGGAAGAUUUGUCCUCGCAGUUUCACUCUUUACCAGCAGGGGCAGAGAGCAUAAGGGAAGAGCCUGUGUUUGCCUCAGUGCAGACCCUGCAGGUUGCAGAGACACUGCCUGAGGCGCUGGUGCAUUCUCUGCCCUCCCCACCUGGCAACAGUGACAAUAGCACCAAUCAAAUGUCCCCUGGGGAUCUGGCCACCAGAGUGCCAAAGCCAGUGUUCCCGGCACUCAAAAUCAACAGUGUUUUGACCACUAGCUCAGACGAAACACUUGGUGAAUUCCCCAGGAACCCUGAUCUCCCCACGGCCCCAGGUUCCCCUUUCACGACUCUUGCAGACAUAGACGCAUCUAUCACUAACAAUGUGACAAGUCCAGUUUCCAUUUCCACUUUUCCGUUUAAUGCCACAUCCCCUGAAAGGGCUGAAAAUACUUCAUCUGACACUUCGACACGCAACAGCUCCCACACUGUGACCAGCGACAGUCUCCAACUCACCACAGUGACCACCACAACUGUCAUGCCCUUAACUGUGACAUCAAUGUCUGUGACUCCACCUACUAUAGCCACCGUUGCAAAGGAGGUUGUGACCACCUUGCCGCCCACAACAGCCGCCGAAACCACAACAACCAAGACGGAUCCGCCAACGACUACAACCACAACAACCACAGCGACAACAACUAUCACCACCACAAAAGUAGCACCAACAACCACAGAAACACCAACAACUACUUUAGCAACAACCACAACAACAACUCCGCCUCAAACCACUUCUGUAUCUACCUCUGGAAGCACCACAACUGAACUGAGCACCCCACCCACUGAUAGUACUUUGACCUGCAAUGUGACCGAACGGUUAUGGCUGAAAACAGUAUUGUCCAUCCAGAUGCGACGGAAUCGGCUAGAAACUGGAAUGAGACAGAACCUGUCUAAAGGUUUCACCCAGGCCCUGCAGAGAGCGUUCAACAACAGCAGCAUCCGUGUUCAGUUGGAAAGAGAUAUCUGCACCCCUUCUAAUGUGACCGUGGGGUAUUACGUCACAAGAGGGAAGACCGUGAUUAUAGCAUCUGUUGUGAUGGACACCUUAACGUCCUAUGGGUUUGACAAGCUAUUGGAUGACAUCAGAGAGUAUUUGCCUGUGGUAUUGGCCGUCCCCAGUCCAGUGGCCCCCUGGCUGCCCAGCCUCAGCAUCCACCUGCAACUCAAAACAGUUCUUAGGUUUGUCGGGCCGACAGAUAACAUCAAGUCUUGUGGUUUCAUCCAAAUGAUGGAGCAGCGGUUGGAAAAUGUGUUUGCUGAGGCGCUGGAAAAAGUCGAGGACUUUUAUGGGGCUCUUUCAGUUGAGAUUCUGAAUACAUAUCAAACAGGGAAUUCUUUGGCAGUGACUCUGGUGUAUGUAGUGUGGAAUGGUAGCACUCCAUUGAGUGGUACUGUGUCCAGCGGUCUGCUUAACCAGUUGACUGCCGAGCUCGUGGGCUACUUUUUAUUCUUCCCCCCUCUGAUCAUUGCAGAGCCUCUAGAGUACCACAACCUUAACACUUCAGUAGCAACCAGAGAUUACUGGGUAAUCACAGUAAUUCAGGACGUUGACAGCUCUUCUCUCGAGGGAAGUUAUCAGAGCUUUGCUAGUCUAAUGGAGCAGCGGCUGGCAGAGCUCUUUUUGGUUGCCAGUCGACAUGGCCUUCGCUUAAGAAGAGCCACAACUGUAGGCGACUACACUGUCCAGAUGGUCAGUAUCCGGCGACUGCCUGGGCCCAAGAACCCGGCUGAAAUGACCUACUAUGUACAGAUCGAUGGUUCUCCUGUUACUGGCACCUCUGCGGCUAAAACCCUCAACACGGUGGACUCUCAAACAAUGGCUCUCACUCUGGGAUACUUUGUCCAAAUUCAGGCAGAGCCCAUGGUAAAGAGUCUGCCUAGUAACCUCUGGAUACUGGCAGUCCUGAUACCUGUAUCGCUAGUGAUGAUUGUUGCGGUUAUGGCGGCUGCUAUCAUAUGCAGGAGAAACCGUACCGUCUUCAAGACCAGCGCGUUUCGGAAUUUCCAUCCUCGCACCAAGACUUCAUAUCGAAGAGACGGAAGUUAUCACCACCAGCCUGUGCAGGGUUUUGACUAUGCCAAGCAGCACAUGGGCCAGACAGGUGAGGAGGCUCUCACUGUCACCAAGGAAACACUUGUCCUGUCCCUUCCCGUACGGGAUGCUCCACUCACACAAGACAGAGUGGCGACAACAUUACAAGAUGGAACGGCCUCAAAAAGACCCCAGAUGACAGAGAUGCAUCUCAGCAGUUUGCCAAGCGAGGAUGUCUCUGUUUCGAGCAACGAUUCUGGGAAGCUGAACACAGGCAGGAGCUCCACAGCUCGGAGAAGUAUGGCACAGAAAGUACCCAAAGAAGAGCAACACACAAGAAAUGACCAUUAUGACUCUUUAACUGGCUCUCUACGCCUCAUCACCAUUAAGCCUAUGGCUGCCCCACUCAACUAUUCCUAUCCUGAAUCAUCCAAUAACAGUCAAGACUCUGUCAUCCUCAAUGGAGAGGUAAACAUGGGGAUGAAGCAAAAGUCAGACAUUGAGCAUUAUCGGAAUAAGUUGAGGUUAAAGGCUAAAAGGAAAGGUUACGGCGAUGGUCCGGUCUUUAGCAGUAGCGGUGGCAGCGGCCAUAUGUGCAGCCAUCGAGACAGGCUGAAGCGAGAGAAUGCUUCCCUGGAUUUGGAAGAUUUGCGGGGACCAAAGGAGGACAGAAAACCCUCCACUUACGUAAAGCACCGCAGGAGUGACUCCCAAAGGGAACCUGCAUAUUGGAGCAGGCAGUCUCUGAACACCCCUAGUCCAGUGGAGACAGAGAUGGACAUGCUGGUCAUGAGGGAGAGAUCUAGAAGGGGAAUCCGCAACAGCGGCUACGAUGGUGAGCCUGAGCCAUUUGAAGAAACUGAUGUGGACCACCUUCUGAAUUCACUGGGUUUUGUCGGUGACCAUCAGGUCAAAGGUCACUCUGACUCAUCCACCCUAAGUUCCCAACCAUCCAUUGAUGAAGUGAGGCAGCAGAUGCACCUGCUCUUGGACAACGCCUUUGGACUGGCCUCUGCCGAGCCUACUCCAACCAACCACCACCACCACCACCACCACCAUCACCCUCAUAGUUCUUACAACCCUAGCCAUAGUAGCCCCUACUUGGAUGGAGUUACCAGCGCUCCUGGCACUAUGAACCACCCCAACGGAGCGCUUCAGCAUGGUUCCUCCUUUGGGCCGGAUAUGCACCAGUGUAGCCUCCCCAAACCAGGAUUCAGGUUUACCCAGCUGCCUGAUAUGGGUUUGGGGUCCCCACCCCCCCUCAUCCCUCCAAGAGGAGGAGCCCCACCUGGAACUUCACUAAGACGGUCGACACCAGACAUGAGUCUGAAGCCUCGUGUCUCCGAGGCCUCUGAGAUGAUUCAGCACAAUGGCACCCCCUAUCUGCCAAUCAGCCGAGCUCCCUUCCCCGCUGUUACUGUGGACGAGUCUAUGACAAGCUACUCAGGAAACCCAAUGACAGCAGUAUAUGCCAUAUCUGCCAACCGCCCUGGCUACUCUGACUACUUUGUCCUGUCUCCACCGUCCUCCUACCGGAGUCCCUCUUGGAUGUCAUACCCUCCAGAGCCAGAAGACCUUCCACGUCAGUGGAAUGACACGGUAAAGAACCAGUGUCAUCUGGAAACCAUCUGCUGAAUUGGAUUCAUUUCUGAUGUUGACCAGACACUGAAAUUUAGGAUAUUUUAGAGUUUUAUAUUGUUACCUAAUUCCACAUGCCACAUAUGGAUUUAUCAAUUAUCUGAGAAAUGCUACUCAUUUAAUUAUGAUUACAUUUUAUGGGUAUUAUCGGGUCAUGGUUUAAAUUAGAAUGGAAGUCUAUAUACAGUCGUGCCUAAAAGUAUCUGGAUAACUUAAAGCCAUACGUAAAAAUAUAUGAAUUACAUUGUAUUAUAAACUAAAUAUCAAACCAAGUGGCAUCUGCAAACAAAUUAUGCUAGACCUUUUUUCAAAACUAACUAUAUUUAGUUGCAUUUAACUAAUGGGAAACUUUUUCUGGAUGUAUGAAGUCAGUUCUCCUCAAGUCCACACAGGUGUCCAAACAGAGUAAAUACAGGUGUAGUUCAUCACACUACCUAUGGACAUGUUUCAGUAACGUUUACAAACCAGAAAGUGUCCAAAUAAUAUUUGUCUUAAUUUUGAACUGUAAAUCUGUUGAUUUUAUUGGUUUAAUUUUCUGUGUUUAAUGCAAUAACAUUCAUACAUUUAUACAUUGGGAUUAAGUGUCCAAAUGCUUUUUGGGUCCACUGUAUUAUUCAAGUUAGAAAACUUGGCCUUAUACCGUAGGCAAUAUGUUAAUUAGAUGCUGCAUUAUUAGGCUUUUAUGCUUUCAGGGUGUGUACCACCAAAAAGAAUAGUUGCCUACUCUAAAAUGACUGAUACAGCAGCCCUAACCCACCCAGACCUGUAAUCCAUAACCUCACCGGCCAGCCUCGGCAGGAUGCAGCACCCAUUAUUAAUUAACGUCCCCAAUGGUAAAUCACAACCUGUCCUUGAAGCAAGCAACCAUGUUGAGCAAACAGCAGGUUGUCUUACUGGCCAAAACUGUGUUUUUCUUAAAGCUUUUUCAAAUUAUGAAACAGUGUUGUAUGUUGUACAGGUGUUUUAUGUGAUUUAAACACCAAGUUACUAAUAAUAUAAAACUAAAACAUGAUUUUUUUCCCCCAUCUUGGGCAAUCUUAGCUUCAUAAAUGCGAAUCUGUCUUUUGCUCUCAUUCGUGCAUUUUUAUAGAAAAGGUUAUCGCAGGUGAUUCUUCUUGUGCACUCCGUAUGGCUUACAUAAAAAUGACGACAAUGAAUGGUGUAAAAUAAAUGUACAAUAUGGUAUCUACUGUAGUCACAAUAUGUUCAAGCAAAAAUAGUAUACGCUUUUUCUUUCUCUCAGAAAUGCAAUCGUUUAUGCUGUUUUAAAGUGUUUCACAAUGCACAGCCAUUCAUGAAAGGCAUGAAUCAUGUUUUGAGAGUUUAGGUAUGAUGUGGGAAGAUAGCCAUAAUGGUUUAGUUAACAAACCCAGAUGCCAAAAUGAGGGCUAAACUUUGAGAGGGAUUCAUAUUUUCAGUAGCCUUUUUGUAAGUGUAAAGAGUAACUAAAAUGUGUUUCUAUUUUAUUGCCUUAUUAAUAAAAGGCACCAAAAUAUAAAUAUUUAUAUCAGAUCUAGAUAAAAUGUUUAAAUGUACAGCAUACACCAAAAUUGACUUGAAAUCAGAUUUAGAGUACAUUACACAAUGAUCAAAUUAAAUCCAAUUAAAGUUUUAGCAUAAUAUGACUCAAAUUUGAAUUUGCAUCCAAGUACAGUGUUACAGAUGUAACAUUUGGCAUGUGUUCUAAAGAGAAUGAUUCUAAUGCAUGUAGUCUGGACAUAUGAAUCAUAAGGGCUUUGUAUGUGAAGGAAGACCCAUAUUUGUUGGGGCAGUUAUAGAAAGGAUUUCUAUUGUAAAAUAAAACAAAAGCGACAACACGGCAGACGUAUCCCAUAGACGCUAUCUGUCAAUGUACAACCAUUUUUGUUAAGGCACACUUGCAGAAUGACUGCAUUGGAAUAUAUUAAAUGUCACAAUGACAUAAUCAGAUUAUGAAAAUUGUUAAAGCAUACAUAAGGUGUUGUGUAAAUUAUUAUAAAUGCCACAAAUGUUUGAUUUUUGUUGAAUUGAAGAAUGGUGUCCUUUCUGUUUAACUAUGUUGCUGCGGGGGAUGUGCAAAUAUCUUAACUAUCACUUAAUUGUUCCUUUUUAAAGUUUUUUUCUUUUAAUAUUUUUAUAUUAAUUGAAUGACCCUUUUUGGCCAACAACUGAGGACAUUCUUCUAAAAUGGAUACCAGUGUAAAAUAUUAUGCUUCAAAUGUGGGGGGGGAAGAAGGAAAAAAAACAAACAAACAAAAAAAGCCUUGUUGUGAAAUUAUGUGAAAACAUUGUGUUAAUAUUCAUUAUGUGUUCAUCAUCAUUACAAAUAAGAUGUUGAGAUUUUUCCUACUUAUACAACACUAAACAACUUGCCAGAUGUCUUGUACAUUUCCCUUCAUUACUGUAAAAACAAUAUUUGUUUUAAAAAUUCGACCUGUCUUUUCUUUCCUUAUUAUUUUCCUAAGCAUAGUGUACAGUAAUAAUAACCAUCAUUAUAAUCUUGGUUUAACACUUUGAAAGACUCAUUUAUGUGGGUUAUACUGAAUCAAUUCUAAU
Xyrauchen texanus (razorback sucker) is the source of this 6911-nucleotide messenger RNA. RefSeq names its product KIAA1549-like a. The record is from RefSeq and is a predicted model, not a curated record. NCBI's taxonomy places the organism in Eukaryota, Metazoa, Chordata, Actinopteri, Cypriniformes, Catostomidae.